CAGUUAAAGGGGGCGGGGCUCCGGGGGCGGAACCUGUUCUCCCGCCUCAGGUGAGCCGCCCGCCCGCAGCGGCUCUCCUCAGUCUCCAGCUGCGCGGCAGACGGCGUGGACUCGUAACCGUGUGCCGGAAGCUCCUCGACGCGACUUCAGCCCCCCAAAAUACACCUUUAACCGGCCGCAUGGACCCUGAGGCCCGACAACAACAAACAUUUUGGUCAACUGUCAAAAGCACCUGAAGGUGUCAAAGUGCUGAAGGCGAUGGAGCCGUUGGACGACAUGGUGAAAGUCCUCACCAGGAACAACUUGAGCAAGAGCCUCGGGAACUUGGACGAGUGUUCCAAGAGUCCUGACACGAUGCUGAAGGAUUCCUACAACAAACUCUACAAUGCCAAAAUCCGGAAGUUUAUGAAGCGCAACACGCUCGGUUCCAUGGAGAGCAUCGUAAGCGACGAGGUCCGGGGCAGCAUGAAGACCGACAUGGGGUUGCCUCGCCUCGGAGUUGACUUUGGGCUUAUGAAAACCAGGAAAAGGGCCACCGACGAUGACGCCGAUUCCCUAUCUGAUGACGCUGGAGAACUAAAAUAUGACGGAAAUCUGAACCUUCCACCGAUGGGUGGAGCUCAGGUACCAAGACUGACAGUCGAUGCUAGAAGUCCAAAGUUCAACCCUUCAGACUUCCAUGUAUCCGGAACAUUACCAGAGGGUCCAAACACUACAGCUGGUCUACAACUGCCAAACACUGGUAGUCCGUCAAUUCCCUUGACGAUGCCAAAUUUAGAAAGACGUCAAAUUGGACUGGAGAGCAACAGAACUUUGAGAGCCCCAGAAAUGGGUUUGGACUCACAAGUUAGUACCCCUGACAUGGGGAUGCACCUUAAUGGGGCAAAUAUCACAAGUCCAUCCUUUGACAGCGGUGUUGAAGGAACAAACGAAAUGCCAAAAUUCAAAAUGCCAAACUUGGGCCUCUCUGGACCUUCUUUCAGUGGUCCAGAUGGUGAGUUCAACACGCCAAAUGUCGGAACCCCAGAUGGUCUCUUGGGUAAACACAAGUAUUCCCAAAGAGUGAAAAACCCAGAUCUUAACCUGGACAAUCCUUCCAGUUAUAUCGAGUCACCGAACCUCAGGCUGUCUGGGAGAUCUCCUGACUUGGACUUAGAAAUGCCAGGUGUUGAUAUACAUGGGCCAAACAUUGGCAUGCCUUCAGGAAAAGUCAAAAUGCCACACGCGAAAUCAAGCAUGAAAUUACCGGAUUUAGAUGUUGAUAACCCAUCUGAUAAAUUGACUAUGCCCACAUUUGGUUUAUCAGGCCAGAGGGAAAUUGAUGUUAACACACCUGACUUGAGUCUCAAAACACCAAAGAUCAAGGGUGGGAUUCAUGCACCCAAUGUGAGUUCACCAAAAGCUGACCUAAAAGGACCAAAUCUAGGCUUUGGCAUUCCAUCGGUUGACACUCAAGUUCCAUCUGGAAAAUACAAGGCUCCUAAGUUUAAAAUGCCCAAAUUUGAUUCACAAGGCAUUGAAGUUCCUGAUUUUAACGGGGAUUUUCAGGGACCAGAUGGUGAGUUAAGGACUCCUGACUUUGAUCUCUCAGCCCCCAAACUCAAAGGAGCUUUUGACUCUCCAGAUUUGAAUUUGCCGGAGAUGGACUAUAAUAAACCCAAACUUGAUCUUAGCAGCCCAGACGUGGACUUGGAUAUGCCCUCAGGUAAAGUCACGUUACCGACAAUGAAGAAACCAAAUAUGGCCUUGAAUGCUCCCGACAUGCAUAUUGAUGCUCCCUCAAGCAAAUUUAAAAUGCCAAAAAUGAACCUUUCAGGCACAUUGCCUCGAGGACCAAAUUUAGACGGAAACUCACCAGAUCUAAAUCUUAAAGCUCCAAAGGUAAAGGGUGGAUUUAAUGCCCCUAACUUGAAUUUACCAAACAUGGACUUCAAAGCUCCAAAGUUUGACGUGAACACUCCAGAUGUCAAUCUUGGUUCACCCAAAACAAAAUUAAAGAUGCCAAAAUUAAAGAUGCCUGAAUUUAGUCUUCCAAACCUAAAAGGACAAGAUAUCGAUGGCAAUUUGCAAGGUCCAAACUUCAAUGUUGAUGCACCGAAUGUCAACCUUAAUGGUCCUAAAGCUGGUUUGGGAAUGCCGGAUUUGGAUAUUUCUGGUCCAUCAGGUAAAUUCAAAAAGCCCAAAUUUAAUUUGCCUGAUUUUGGGCUUUCUAGUCCAAAAUUAGAUGGCCCCAACCUGGACCUCAAAUCACCUGAUCUCAAUUUCUCCAGCCCUAAACUCAGUGGUGGAAUAAACGCUCCAGACAUAAACAUGCCCAAGGUUGACCUCAAAAGCCCAAAGCUGGACCUAAAUACCCCAAAACUCAAUUUGGAGAUGCCAUCAGGGAAACUAAAAAUGCCAGAGCUUCAGUCUUCAGAUUGGGAUGUUAAAGCUCCUUCGGGCAAAUUGAAAAUGCCGAAAUUAAAACCUUUAGGUGCAUUACCAAGGGGACCUAAAAUGGACAUAGAUAUGGAUCUGAAAGCUCCAAAGUUAAAGGGCGGAAUCGAUGGCCCUGACUUGGACCUACCAAAUAUGGACCUUAAAGCUCCCAAGUUCGAUGUAAAUGCUCCCGAUGUUAACAUUGGUUCACCCAAAGGAAAAUUUAAAAUGCCCAAAUUAAAAAUGCCCAAAUUUACCCUUCCAGGCCGAAAAAAACCUACGUUUGACGGAAACUUUGAUGGCCCAGAUUUUGACGUAGAUUCACCCAAUGUCAACCUCAAAGGUCCUAACGCUGGUUUGGGAAUGCCAGAUUUUGAUAUUUCUGGUCCAUCGGGUAAAUUCAAGAAGCCCAAUUUGAACCUGCCUGAUUUUGGGCUUUCUGGUCCAAAGUUGGAUGGCCCGAACCUGGAUCUCAAAACACCAGAUCUAGAUAUGUCUGGUCCCAAUCUCGGUGGUGGUUUCAAUGCUCCAGACAUCAAAAUGCCUAAGGUUAAUCUUAAGAGCCCCAAACUGGACCUUAAUGCCCCAAACAUAGGUAUGCCCUCAGGUAAACUACAAAUGCCAGAGCUUCCUUCUCCAGACUGGGAUGUCAAAGCUCCCUCAGGCAAAUUGAAAAUGCCUAAAUUCAAUCUUUCAGGUCCAAAGGGACCUAAUAUGGACAUAAACGCAGAUCUGAAAGCUCCAAAGUUAAAAGGUGGAAUUGAUGGCCCUGACUUUGACUUACCAAACAUGGACCUUAAAGCUCCCAAGUUCGAUGUAAACACUCCAGACGUUAACAUUGGUUCACCUGAUGCAAAGUUUAAAAUGCCGAAAUUGAAAAUGCCGAAAUUGAACUUCCCAACCCUAAAAGGUCCUGAAAUUGAUGGAAGCUUUGAUGGCCCAGAUGUUGACGUAAAAGCACCCAAUGUCAACCUCAAAGGUCCUAACGCUGGUUUGGGAAUGCCAGAUGUUGAUUUUUCAGGUCCAUCUGGGAAAUUCAAAAAGCCAAAGUUCAACCUACCUGAUUUUGGGCUUUCUGGUCCAAAGUUGGAUGGCCCGAACCUGGAUCUCAAAACACCAGAUAUAGAUAUGUCUGGUCCCAAUCUCAGUGGUGGUUUCAAUGCUCCAGACAUAAACAUGCCGAAAGUUGAUCUUAGGAGCCCCAAACUGGACCUUAAUGCCUCAAAGCUCAACAUGAACAUGCCAUCAGGUAAAAUAAAUAUGCCAGAGCUUCCUUCUCCAGACUGGGAUGUCAAAGCUCCCUCAGGAAAAUUCAAAAUGCCUAAAUUUAAUCUUUCAGGUCCAAAAGGACCUAAUAUGGACAUAAACGCAGAUCUGAAAGCUCCAAAGUUAAAAGGUGGAAUUGACGGCCCUGACUUUGACUUACCAAAUAUGGACCUUAAAGCUCCCAAGUUCGAUGUAAACGCUCCAGACAUUAACAUUGGUUCACCUGAUGCAAAGUUUAAAAUGCCUAAAUUGAAAAUGCCCAAAUUGAACUUCCCAACCCUAAAAGGACCUGAAAUUGACGGAAACUUUGAUGGCCCAGAUGUUGACGUAAAUGCACCCAAUGUCAAUCUCAAAGGUCCUAACGCUGGUUUGGGAAUGCCAGAUUUAGAUAUUUCUGGUCCAUCGGGUAAAUUCAAAAAGCCAAAGUUCAACCUGCCUGAUUUUGGGCUUUCUGGUCCAAAAUUGGAUGGCCCGAACCUGGAUCUCAAAACACCAGAUCUAGAUAUGUCUGGUCCCAAUCUCGGUGGUGGUUUCAAUGCUCCAGACAUCAAAAUGCCUCAGGUUAAUCUUAAGAGCCCCAAACUGGACCUUAAUGCCCCAAACAUAGGUAUGCCCUCAGGUAAACUUCAAAUGCCAGAGCUUCCUUCUCCAGACUGGGAUGUCAAAGCUCCCUCAGGCAAAUUGAAAAUGCCUAAAUUCAAUCUUUCAGGUCCAAAGGGACCUGAUAUGGACAUAAACGCAAAUCUGAAAGCUCCAAAGUUCAAAGGUGGAAUUGAUGGUCCUGACUUUGACUUACCAAAUAUGGACCUUAAAGCUCCCAAGUUCGAUGUAAACGCUCCAGACGUUAACAUUGGUUCACCCGAUGCAAAGUUUAAAAUGCCCAAAUUGAAAAUGCCCAAAUUGAACUUCCCAACCCUAAAAGGUCCAGAAAUUGACGGAAGCUUUGAUGGCCCAGAUGUUGACGUAAAUGCACCCAAUGUCAAUCUCAAAGGUCCUAACGCUGGUUUGGGAAUGCCAGAUUUAGAUAUUUCAGGUCCAUCGGGUAAAUUCAAGAAACCAAAGUUUAACCUGCCUGAUUUUGGGCUUUCUGGUCCAAAGUUAGAUGGCCCGAACCUGGAUCUCAAAACACCAGAUCUAGAUAUGUCUGGUCCCAAUCUCAGUGGUGGUUUCAAUGCUCCAGACAUAAACAUGCCGAAAGUUGAUCUUAAAAGCCCCAAACUGGACCUUAAUGCCCCAAAGCUCAACAUGAACAUGCCAUCAGGUAAAAUAAAUAUGCCAGAGCUUCCUUCUCCAGACUGGGAUGUCAAAGCUCCCUCAGGCAAAUUGAAAAUGCCUAAAUUCAAUCUUUCAGGUCCAAAAGGACCUAAGAUGGACCUGAACGCAGAUCUGAAAGCUCCAAAGUUAAAAGGUGACUUUGAUUUACCAAACAUGGACCUUAAAGCUCCCAAGUUCGAUGUAAACGCUCCAGACGUUAACAUUGGUUCACCCAAAGGAAAAUUUAAAAUGCCCAAAUUCAAAGUCCCCAAAUUGAGCUUCCCAACCCUAAAAGGACCUGAAGUUGACGGAAACUUUGAUGGCCCAGAUAUUGACAUAAAUGCACCCAAUGUCAACCUCAAAGGUCCUAACGCUGGUUUGGGAAUGCCAGAUUUAGAUAUUUCAGGUCCAUCGGGUAAAUUCAAGAAGCCAAAGUUCAACCUGCCUGAUUUUGGGCUUUCUGGUCCAAAGUUAGAUGGCCCGAACCUGGAUCUCAAAACACCAGAUCUAGAUUUGUCUGGUCCCAAUCUCAGCGGUGGUUUCGAUGCUCCAGACAUAAACAUGCCUGGAAAAUUCAAAAAGCCACAUUUGAAAAUGCCUGAUGUGAAGUUUUCCAGUCCAAAGUUUAAAGCCAAAUUACCAAAAGGACCAAAUUUGAAUUUAAAGUCCGGGAUUAAAACUCCAGAUUUGAAUCUCAAAGCUUCAAAAAUGAAAGGUGGAAUCGAUGUCCCCAAAUUGGGAUUGCCGAAAAUGGACCUUAAUGCUCCCAAGUUGGAUAUGGACACUCCAGAUGUCAACAUGGGUUUCCCUGAUUUAAAUUUUAAAAAGCCCAAGAUCAAAAUGCCAAAGGUCCCCGACGUUGACAUAAAUGGGCACCUCCAGGAGCCUGACUUAAAUAUCCCAAAUGUAGACCUCAAUGGUCCAAAAGGAAAACUUAAAAUGCCAAGUGUAAAUACACCAGACCUCAGUUUCUCUGGACCUAAAGCAAAACUACCAGAUCUAAAUAUGCCAGAUUUACAUUUGCCGGAUACCAGUUUCAAAUCUCCCAAACUGGACCUCAGUGCACAUCAUCCCGAUCUCAAUCUAGAUGGUAAUCUAGGACGCCCUGAUGUGAACUUUACUGCCCCUAAUGUCAAAGGAGGACUAAGAGCUCCGGACUUUGGCAUGAAUGUUCCCUCCGGAAACAUCCAGGUUCCACAACCUGAUUAUGACUUGGACAGAUCAUUCCAAUUCCCUAACUUCAAGACGCCUCAGUUUGCAGGUCCAGAUAUGGACUUUGGUGCAUCUAUGAGACCAAGCACUCUGGAUACUCCUCCUCCGAAUGCAAAACUGAAUAUGAAAUCGUCACAGUUGAUCGGGGAUUUCACGGGUCCAAAUAUAUUGGCUUCAAAAAUGCCGACAGUGGAAAUGCGGAAUCCGGGGCUGCAGCUCAGAUCUCCCGAUCUCAACAUCGAUGACCGUUCUCCUACUUUGACAGAACAAUCUUAUAGGAAUCGCAGAUUAGAAAGCCAGGGGGUGAACGUGAGAACGCCGGACCUGGACGUAGACACCAACGUCAGACAUCCAGCGGCGCACCAAGCGAGGUCCAGCUACCCUCAGGCGGACGCCGGCUUCGGCCAACAUGUCAACUUCAAACAAGCGGAUCUCAACAUCGACGAUUUCACGGGAAAGGAUCACGUGCUUCGAUCGAGAGGUUCGCAACUCGAGUUCCAGGCGCCACGCGGCUACGGACAGGGGGUCAACCCGUCAGGUCGUACCAUGGACAUGAGGGACCCCCGACAAACCGAUAGGAUGCGUUCUGGUAGCCUUGAUAAGAUUGCAAUGCAGGAAAGAGCAAUGCAAGAAAGGGCAAUGCAAGAACGGGCAAUGCAGCAACGGGCAAUGCAGGAAAGGGCAAUGCAGCAGGGACCUAACGCACGUUUGCCACAUUCAUCUCAAGAUCCAAGAAUACGAGUCCCCGGCAACUCGGGCGAAUACUACGUCACCGCUUUUUCCCAACAACAAAAUCAAAGGACGCCAAACCAAAAGUACAACACGCUCGGGGGUCCCGAGUUUCGUCCACGGAACAUGGACCUCGAAGUCCCGGCGAGAAGUUACCAAAAAGGGGGGCCAACUUCAUUUUUGUCCAACCUCAUGUAGGUUUGAACCGCUGAUGUUUCCAGAAGCACAAUCACAUGUUUCUUUGAGUGCUUUUCACAUGUGUGAUUUAAGCUGUUGUUUGUUUACUUGUGCAAUUUUAUAAUGUAUGUUUGUUUGUAUAUAAAAAGAAAUAUCUUGUUGCUUCUUAAUGAUGAAGCCUACUUUAUGAGACAGCAUUCCUGCACUUGUUUUUAAUAUGUAAAUUAAUUAGUUUUCCACAUUUUGUAAUUUGUACUAUGUGUUACUUGACAAGGUGUUAUCUCUCUUUUAUUAUUAAGAGUAUUAUCUACAUUUAACUUUGCCAACCAAAAUGUCCAACUUUUCAGUUAACAGCUGAUGUUGAAACUCGGAGGAAAUUUGUUAAAAAAAAAAGAUUUUACAAGAUCAAAAGAUUUACAUAUUAUCAUCUUAAUGUUAAAAUAUCCAAAGUUGUGUAUAUGUUUGUAUUAUACGCUAUGUCGAUAUUUUGAAACUCAAUUUAUUUUUGUAUUUAUUGGAGAUAUACAGUAUAGUUGAGUUUAUAUAAUUUCUAUAACUAUUUGUGCUUCAACAGAGUUAUGCGUCAACAUUUUUAAGCAAUAAUAUAAUGAAAUAAUUGAAGAUGACUAUAUAUUCUAUAACUGGAAAACCUGACUAGCUGUUUGAGACGUAACUAUUACGCUGUUAAAAUGGGUUAUGGGAAUACCUUAUGUUAUUGUUUUGUACGAAAUAAUAAACACAAAAGAAUUAUG
Pseudoliparis swirei is the source of this 7808-nucleotide messenger RNA. Its product is annotated as neuroblast differentiation-associated protein AHNAK. The transcript has 3 exons. The record is from RefSeq and is a predicted model, not a curated record. NCBI's taxonomy places the organism in Eukaryota, Metazoa, Chordata, Actinopteri, Perciformes, Liparidae. Gene Ontology annotation, cellular component: nucleus; cytoplasm. The coding region runs from base 259 to 7077 and encodes 2272 amino acids. Gene Ontology annotation, biological process: regulation of RNA splicing.